Messenger RNA from Prunus dulcis (almond), 773 nucleotides. RefSeq lists its product as uncharacterized. The record is from RefSeq and is a predicted model, not a curated record. The transcript has 3 exons. The coding region runs from base 1 to 747 and encodes 248 amino acids. NCBI's taxonomy places the organism in Eukaryota, Viridiplantae, Streptophyta, Magnoliopsida, Rosales, Rosaceae.
AUGGAUAUUAGCAAAAAUAUAGUAGGUUACCUGUAUGGCUCAAUGGCUUCCUUGAUAUUGCUGAGGAGAAGAGGGUUUAGGGAGAAGACAGAACAUAAGAACAUUCUAAUCCAGUCUAGUGUUGAUAAUGUGGAGGAGUCACAUAGGCUUCAAUUUUCAAACUGGAUUUCUAAAAGGGUCACAGAACUAUACAACGAUGGUAAAGUUAGUAAACAAAUGCUUUCUUUGGCUCGAGGUCCUGAAAGGCGAGUAACUUAUUAUCCUGGUUAUUAUAUUAGUGGUUUUAGAUUUCAUACAUUGCAGCGUGAUGAGAAUAAAAAAACACAAAAUAGUGGAAUUAUGGUUAAGGGGGAGAAUCAGGUUGACGAUGUGCCUUGGUAUGGAACCUUAGUAGAUAUUGUGGAGCUUCGUUACACAGAAGGAAAUAGAGUUGUAUUGUUCAAUUGUGAUUGGUAUGACACAGCACGAAAAGGAACAGGUUACAAGAUAGAUCGUUAUGGAAUAAUCACUGUUAAUACAACGCGCAAGCUAAAUACUCAAGAGCCAUUCGUACUAGCAAGUCAAGCAACCCAAGUUUUUUAUGUGAAGGGGGUUAAAAAUAAAAUUUGGAGUUUUGUAGUGGAAACAAAUCCAAGAAAUGCUUAUGAGAUGACUAAUGAUGAGAUUGAGCCAUACCAAGAAGCAGAGACUCAAAGUCAAAGCAUGCAUGCCAUCCAAAAUGAUGUUGAAGACAAUGAAAUUGAUUGAAGAAGGGAUGUGAUUCAACUUACAAC